CGGCGACGCUAUUCCGGUUCCGGAAGGAACGGGCGCGUAACUCAGAGGGGUAGAAGGGUCUUGCAAUGCCUCUGCACAAGUACCCUGUGCACCUGUGGCAGAAGCUGCGACUGCGGGAAGGCAUCUACGCGCGCUUGCCUGCCCACUUCUUGCGCUCGCUGGAAGAAGAACGGACGCCGACCCCGGUACACUACAAACCUCACGGGGUUAAGUUCAAGAUCAACCCCAAGAAUGGGCAGCGCGAGCGCGUUGAGGACGUACCCAUCCCAAUUCACUACCCUCCAGAGUCCCAGCAGGGACUAUGGGGUGGAGAGGGCUUGAUUUUGGGCUACAGAUACGCCAACAACGACAAGCUCUCGGCGAGGGUGAAGAAAGUGUGGAAACCUCAGCUGUUCACUCGGGAGCUCUACAGUGAAAUCCUGGACAAGACAUUCACCGUGUCUGUGACCAUGAGGACCUUGGAUCUCAUUGACGAGGCCUACGGAUUCGACUUCUAUAUCCUCAAGACCCCAAAGGAGGACCUGUGCUCCAAGUUUGGGAUGGACUUGAAGCGAGGGAUGCUGCUGAGGCUUGCACGCCAGGACCCCCAGCUCCACCCUGAUAAUCCCGAGCGGAGAGCAGCCAUCUAUGACAAGUACAAGAGUUUUGUCAUCCCUGAGGAGGAGGCUGAGUGGGUCGGCCUGACUCUGGAGGAGGCUGUGGAGAAACAGAGACUUCUGGAGGAAAAGGACCCUGUACCCCUGUUCAAGGUCUACGUAGAGGAGCUGGUCCAGCGGCUUCAGGAGCAGGUUCUGUCCAGGCCUGCAGUGGCGCAGAAGAGAGCCGGUGACCGUGCCUGACCACCGGCCUCAGCCUCCCCUAUGGGCUUUUAGCGCUAUGGACACAGUUGGGGUGGGCGCAAGGACCACCUGUGGGGGAACCCCACUUGGCAUAUGCUGACCACGCAGCAC
Molecule: messenger RNA, 950 nt
Organism: Acomys russatus (golden spiny mouse)
Lineage: Eukaryota; Metazoa; Chordata; Mammalia; Rodentia; Muridae
Gene: Mrpl28
Product: mitochondrial ribosomal protein L28
Exons: 5
Coding region: 66-839 (257 amino acids)
Cellular component (GO): mitochondrial large ribosomal subunit
Molecular function (GO): structural constituent of ribosome
Source: RefSeq, a predicted model, not a curated record